This is a messenger RNA of Fusarium tjaetaba, 1890 nucleotides long. RefSeq lists its product as uncharacterized. Gene Ontology annotation, molecular function: catalytic activity. The transcript has a single exon. NCBI's taxonomy places the organism in Eukaryota, Fungi, Ascomycota, Sordariomycetes, Hypocreales, Nectriaceae. The record is from RefSeq and is a predicted model, not a curated record. Bases 1 to 1890 code for a protein of 629 amino acids.
AUGUGCUUCAAUCAGAGCUCUUCCUCCACUCCGCAUCACGAGGCUGAUGUGGACAUGGAAAAUCCUGACUUUACCACAAGUCUUGGUGAAGAUAUGCAAGGCUACGCAGACGACGAGGGAUGUGCGCGUGAGGCUGAGGCCAUCAACCGCCAACCUUGGGUCGACCAAGAGGUUCUACUUGAGACAAUGCACCUUUUCAGCAUCAAUGUCAAAAUCUCUGUACAACGUGUCAGAGCCCUUUUUGACGAGAUCCUCAGACGAGAUGCAGACAGACAGCCUCUUAUCGUGGCAGUGCAAGAUCUUGCCCGGAAACAGGACUUCACACGAUUGCCUGGUUACAACUUCUGGGAUCCCGACUUGGGACUCAUUACUGAGGAUGACUAUGAGACUUCUACCAGAGAAGCCUCUCAAAUCAAGAGCAUCGAACUUGCACGCCAUGCUAUCUGUGCAGCCUCCUCUUCCCUCGACAAGGUCUCCGAUGCCAUGCAAGACCUCAUGGAUGCCCCAGCCGAGAUUGAAGAAGCCCUCUUCGAUAUCGUUCAAUCCCUCUCUGCCGCCCGCGAUGCCCUUGCUAUAGAUCAUGAUACUUUCGACAAGGCUCAGGAAACCCUUUCUGUCGCCAUGAAAAGUGUCCAAGAUGCUCAGGAGCUCAUUCCCAAGGCCCAGGAUGCUGUUCCCCAGAUCCAGGGUAUCUUAUUCACCGCCCUGGAUGAGCUUUCGGGUCCUCUCCGUGUUCUUUCGGGCGUCCAAAAGGGCUUCUCCUAUGAGAAUGAUCAGCAGCGUGAUUCUCGGGUUCGAAUUCGCGGCGUGGGCUUCUACGUUCAUUCUUCCCUUCGAACUUAUCAGUGGAGAGUUCGGUCGUAUCCUGGUGAUAAUGAGGACAUCUUCGCCACUCUUGAGCUGAAGACCUCAUCGGGGCUCCUUGCCAUUCAUAACGUCUACAACCACAACAAUCGACUGGACGUCCCGGCACUGCUUCAGUAUCUGUCAUCUUACAAGAACAAGAAGUGCGACGGGGUCUUACUUGGCGACUUCAACUAUCACCACGGGUCUUGGAGCAUCAAGGUAAAUGGCGCCGUUACUCAGAGAAUUACGCCCGAGUCCAGGAUGUUUGCCGCUGGUGUUAAAGGACUUGGCUUCGCAUUACAAACGACACCUGAGGAAAUCACGUUCUCAAAGUCUCAGGACACUGAUCAACAAAAGUCUACGAUCGAUCUGACGUUUGCGAGCCGAAAGCUCGUUCUAUCGGUACUCUCUUGCAAGGCUUUGCAGGUUCCUGGAUUCGUGAGCGAUCACCGGGUCAUCGAAACUGUUCUCCGACGACGGGUCAGCACUCACAUCAGAGUCGUUCCUCAAUGGCAAGAAGUUGAUCCCAAAGUCUUUCAGACGAGUUUGGAACCGUCACUGCCCCCACUCGAUGCCCCUCUCAACAACGGCGAGCAGAUCGAUAAAUAUACGACUGACAUCAUGUUUGGUCUGUGCGAAGCAAUCCACGCCACCGUUCCAUUGAGCUUUCGAAAUUCGCAGCCACGGCGACUGACUUACUUGGCCAAGCGUAUGCAGAAACACACUGCCAAGUUGGAUGCUCUCAAGGCAGGUCCUCAGAACGCUCAUUCAUUAGCCAGCAUACGUAGGAUCCAACGCCAGAUGAGCAAAUACAACCAGGAGUUGUGGGAGAUGUUCACUGAGGACAAAUCAGCGACUACUAAGCGUGCCUAUGAGCUUGCAGACAUUUCGAAGAAAAUACGCGAGCCGAACCAGAUUUCACAGACACCAACCCUCAGGAGUGGUGACCGGAGAGCCGAAUCGGACCACGACAAGAUCGAGAUGAUGAAGACGGAAAAGUUCCCCGGCCAUGACCAACCGUACUCCAAGAACAUACCUAACUAG